AUGUCUUCCCGCACUGAGCCCAGGAGACGGGACCGUAGCUGGGAGAGAGAAGACCGAGGAGAUAGGCACUCAUACGGAAGUAGCAGUAGAGGUGGUCGUUCAAGAGGCAGUCACUCAUACCGCGACCGCGACGAACCGAGAAGACGCUCAAGUCGGUCACGUAGUCCACGUAGGGAUAGGGUCUCAGAACGGCGAGGUGGACACGAACGCCGAGAUAGGGACUACAGGCGCGACAAAGAUGAUGACCGUCGGGACAGGGACAGGUCUAGGGACAGGGAUAAAGAAAGAGAGAGACGAGUUGAUGACAGAAGACGGGAUCGUGAUGAAGAUAAACGAGAAGUAUCCCGAAGAGAUUCAAGAGAUGGUUCCGUCUCACGAGCAGAGCCAAACGAUCGCAUACCGCCACCUAGAACACAACCAGGGCCUUCUGAGACUACUAAGUCAUCUCAACCAUCUAAGCCCAAUCUUGACCCAGAUGUACCUGACCAUGCUGAAGAAGAAGGCGAAGCUGUUGAUAAUGCAAACGACGACGAGGCAGCUAUGAUGGCCAUGAUGGGUGUAACAGGGUUUGGUAGCACCAAGAGCAAUGUACAGGGAAAGCAUGUCGCUGGGAAUCAGGAAGGUGCUGUUAACAUCAAGAAAGAGCGGACAUGGCGGCAAUACAUGAAUAGGCGAGGAGGAUUUAACAGGCCCCUUGACAAAAUCAAAUGA
Molecule: messenger RNA, 711 nt
Organism: Psilocybe cubensis
Lineage: Eukaryota; Fungi; Basidiomycota; Agaricomycetes; Agaricales; Agrocybaceae
Exons: 6
Coding region: 1-711 (236 amino acids)
Biological process (GO): RNA splicing
Cellular component (GO): precatalytic spliceosome
Source: RefSeq, a predicted model, not a curated record